Molecule: messenger RNA, 441 nt
Organism: Thermochaetoides thermophila DSM 1495
Lineage: Eukaryota; Fungi; Ascomycota; Sordariomycetes; Sordariales; Chaetomiaceae
Exons: 3
Coding region: 1-441 (146 amino acids)
Source: RefSeq, a predicted model, not a curated record
AUGUCCACCGCCUCCAACACCAUGCCGCCCAACAAGCAGACAACAGCGACAGUAGCAGCUCCAGCUGCGCCGAUGCCGGUUGCGGAUAAUGGCUUUGGGGGCGGUCUACAACAGGAGGACCAGCUCGAGGAUUCACUCUACGAGCUGGACCAGCUGCAUCUUCAGUUGAUGAGCCUUCGUUCAGCACUCCUACGGAUGCUAGGAGCAAUGAAAACCAAGCCUCGCUCCCGUGAGGCCGCAUUUGCCGCAUACGCGCAAGCUGUCGAGAACUGCCGAAAGGAAAUCGCCGGCUUCGUAGAAUCGUUGGAAAAGGCAAAUGGCACCUUCGCUCGAGCAAACCAGAGUCAAGCGACGAACCCGAAAGGCAUCAAGAGCUGGCGAGCGAGUGAACACCCCGACUGGGCCGACAUGAAUCGAAAGCGCCGGCGAGUUGAUCAGUGA